Molecule: messenger RNA, 2546 nt
Organism: Centruroides sculpturatus (bark scorpion)
Lineage: Eukaryota; Metazoa; Arthropoda; Arachnida; Scorpiones; Buthidae
Product: V-type proton ATPase subunit D-like
Exons: 7
Coding region: 97-843 (248 amino acids)
Cellular component (GO): proton-transporting V-type ATPase complex
Molecular function (GO): proton-transporting ATPase activity, rotational mechanism
Source: RefSeq, a predicted model, not a curated record
UUUUUUANCUUUCGGUCUUGUGAUGAAGUAAACACUUCGUAUUCAUUUAGGAAGUUUCGUAGAAAUUGCUUUAAACCGAUCUAAAAACAAUCAAAAAUGAGCGCAAGAGAUAGAAUUUCCAUAUUUCCAUCUAGAAUGGCUUUAACUCUCAUGAAAGGUCGACUGAAAGGUGCUCAGAAAGGCCACAGCUUGCUGAAGAAGAAAGCUGAUGCUUUGCAGUUUCGUUUCAGAAUGAUAAUGAAACAAAUUGUCGAGACAAAAAUGCUUAUGGGUGAAACCAUGAAGUUGGCAGUUUUUACAUUGGCAGAAGCAAAAUUUGCUGCUCAGGCAGAUUUCAAUCAUAUCGUGUUACAAAAUGUUACUAAAGCUCAAAUUAAAGUUCGAGGAACGAGAGAAAAUGUUGCAGGUGUCAAUAUUCCCGUAUUUGAAAGUUACCGGGAUGGAGUAGACACUUAUGAAUUGGCUGGAUUAGCAAGAGGAGGACAACAAUUAGCUAAACUGAAGAAGAAUUACGGAAAUGCAAUUGAAUUAUUAGUCAAAUUAGCAUCUUUACAGACAUCUUUUAUUAUUUUAGAUGAUGUUAUUAGAACAACAAAUCGCAGAGUAAAUGCUAUAGAACAUGUUAUCAUUCCAAAAAUAGAACGUACACUUGCGUACAUAACUUCAGAAUUGGAUGAAAGAGAAAGAGAAGAAUUUUACAGGCUAAAGAAAGUUCAACAGAAGAAGAAAGAACAGAAGGAAAAAGCUGAAAAGAGAAGAAUGGAAUUAAAGGCUAAAGGAAUUGAAGUGGACAGUGUUCCAAAUUUAAUAGAUGAUGCUGAAGACGAAGAUAUUCUCUUCUAAUUAAUCUAGAAAUUAAAAAGUCAUAAUUAAUUCUAUAUAAUUUUAAAUGUUUGUGUAAAAAUAUAUAAUAUAUAUACACACAUAUAUAUAAGUAUCGAAGGAGUAUUUAGAAAAUAUAAAUGUUUACAAUCAGAUGCAGUAUAUGUUUAAACAUUGUAUAUUUAUAUAUAAUACAUUUGUUGAAUAUUCUAGUAAAUAUAAGAGAUUUGAUAGUUUAUCAAAGAUAAUGAGAAAUAUUAUUUAAAUCUUUGGGGUUAAAGUUCAGCAGUGCCAUUAUAGAAUUGAAAACUGUUUUCAGCUACAUAUUUUUUUAUAAUAGUUUAAAUUUCAUUUAUAUAGAGUGAUUCUGAAUAAAGUUUUAAGGUUUUCUAAGUGCAUUUACUCUAUAUUUACUGCUAAAGUUAUUUUAUUCUAAAUUAAAACAUGUUAAACAAAUCAUUCUUGCUGUAGAAUUGUUUUUUUCUGUCAUCUGCUUAAGUUAAAAAUAACAAUCAAAUAGAUUCGUUUUUAUUUCAAAAUCACAUAAUUUGAAGAUAAAACUUCUUUCCAUAACACAUAUAUGCGUAUCAAUGAAAACGUUUUAAAAAUCAAAUAUUAUUAAUCAUAUAAUAUCUUCUAAAGUCUGUUAAGUUACAUAAUUAAUAAUUAAAUUAUUGGUUAAUGUAUCAUUUUGCUUAAACUUUUAUUCUGUUAAUUGCAUGUCGUACAGAAUAUCUUUCAUUUAUGAGUAACGAUAACCUGUAAGCUGUACGAUGCAAUAGAGUAAAAUUUUAUGCAGAUUAUUUUACAUAUUCCCUUAACGUCAAAGUAAAACACACUAUAACGGAUGCUUUAAUUUUUAUUACAGCUAUUUUCAAGCACUUUAUCACUUAAAAAAGUCUCAAUAAAGAUGGAAUUCCUUUCAAUGUAGUAAAUUUUAUUUUUUCAUGCCCCUUAAUUUCAUUCUAUUUAAAACUUUAUCAUCACUCACUCGAUUUUAGACCGCGACAAAAGUAUUGUUAUUGUUAACGACAGUAAAUCCGACGUUUUAAUUUUUAUACGGAUUAUAAACAGUAUUUUACCUGAAACAGGUAAAUCUAGUACUUACCACUACUAUGAAUGUGUAUAUUUGAUGGGAAAAAAAUAUUACAUUAUUUAUUAAAGAUUUUUGAAAUAAGUUUCAUGCUAGAUUGAACUGAAUUCAUUCAAAAAUCUAACUUACUGAUGAAAAUAUUUUGUUUGGAAUAAGUCUUUUUACAAGGUAAAUGCAUUUGGAGGAGUUUUUUUGAAAACAAAACAUUAAUAAUAAUCAAAAUUUACUUCGAAUCACUCUAUAUAAAUGUUUAAAUGUUAUAAUAAAUAAAAAAUAGUGUACUUUAUAAAGUUUAUUUGAGUGAUUGUAAGUCGCCUAUUCGAUAAUAACUAUACGAGGAAUCAAAAUCAAGGAGAGAAAUGUGAAUAAGUUAAAUAUAUUUGAUAUGUUAAGAGUUGGAAUUAAUAAUAUGCCUUAUUUUUUUAUUUAUUUUUCAAAAAUUUAAUCACGAAUGUGUACAUUACGAAAACAUCAUCGUUUCUUGAUUAUUAAAGGUACAUUCCAAGUAUUUUGUACUCAUUUUUUCUUGUAUAUUUUAAAAAAUAUUAUUAAGAACAAUUAAUAAUGAUGAUGUAGUUAUGUAAUUAUAUGAAUUAGUUGACAAUCUAGAUGAUUAAAAAUUGUUUGUGGA